UGACCCUUCCCUGGAGCAGCCUGAGGCCGUUUCCUCUUGUCCCAUCGAUGCUCCAAGCUGUGGUUCUUCAAACCAGAGUGGUACCAGCCCACAGAGCUCCCAUCUUCCCUCACCAGUUCCACAGCAUCUCAAACCCAGGAGAGGAGACAGAAGAUCCCCUUGGCAGUGUUUUCCAGCUUAACCAAAUCCCUGAAGCUAUGAGGAAGUGCCCAGGUCUGAGUUCUCAAUCAGAACAGGCACCAGAAGCUUUCCAGGCCCAUGAUCUGCAAUCAGCCCUCCCAGGCAUGUGGAGCCCAUCCUGGUAUCAGCUGUGGGAAUCAGCUCAUGCAGAGGCUGCUCCAUCUCCUGCUGGCUCCCUCCAGCCCCACACCUGGGGAUGUGGAGCCACAGGAACAUCCAACAUCCAGACUGCUCCAGGCCUUCCAUCAUCCGCACCUCCGCAAGGAGAUCGCUCAGCUCGGCGCAUCUGAAAUCUCCGUGCUGACAGAUGGGAUCUGACAGGAGCGGCACAGCUGGCAGAGAGGAGACAUCCCUUCCCUUCCUGAAACCUCCCAAGGGCUCCAUAAUAACCCCAGUGCUUGGGAAGCUCUGUGGUUCCUGCAGGAAUCAUCUCCCGGGUGGAUCUGUUGGUUCCUCGGGGGAAGGAGGCAGAGGCUGUGCGUCAGCACAGCCAUUGCACAACCCCCUAGGCUGGGGAGAGCUGCUGGAUCCAGCUGAAAGAGGAAUUUGGGGUCAGCGGAAUAUUGCUGUCAGCACUGGGCCGUGGCCAGGUUGCCGUGGGGACACCUGUGCCUUUGGGGUUUGGGUCGUGCAGGGAAUCAGGGUGCUCUUUCACCCCAUCUCCUGGAGAAUUUUGGCGUUUCUGUGAUCCUCUCUUCCACCAGCCCUGCAUCCCCAACCACAUCUAAGGGAAGGGGGGAGGGCUGGGAGACACCAAGCGCCUCCAACAAGCCCAUGCAGCUCCUGGAUGAGCUCCACACGCAGCUCCUGCAGGUCUUUGGUGCUGGCAGCGGGGGACCUGCCCUGUGCAGCCCCAGUGGCCCCCAAGGGACAAUGCCAGUGUGGGGGUGACACGGCUGGAGCUGGGAAUUGCCCACAGAGCUGUGCUGUGCCCAGGGCACCUGGCUGAGCAGGGAGCAGCCAAAUUCCCAGCUCUAAAAUCAGGCCAAGAGCCCAACCCUGCUCGGGUUGGAGGGUAAAGGCUCCAAAGGCUGGGAGGUGUUCUGGAGUCCCAAGCCUUGGGAACGUGGUCAGGCAGGUUCUGGUGGAGCCAGGGAUGAAAUCCUGGGGGAAAACCUGCAGCCAGCCCGGUGAGCAGUGGGAAAGCCACCAGAGAGCCAGCUCGAGCAUGUGCCAUGCCUCGGACCUGUGGCAGGAGGGGACAGAACCAGGCAGGGGCUGGGAGCUCUGGGGAGAGAGCAAAUUGCACAGAAAGAAGGAGAAUUCAUCCCCAGAACCAACCUGUGCCGAAAAUACCCAGUGACUAAUUUUAUCCCUUUCUGAUUGCUUUUUAACUGCGAGUUAUUAAAAACGGGGAGAAGGGAGACGAUGUCCUGGUGGGAGGAUGAGUGAGCGUUGCCAUGGCAGUGAGGGGAUGCUGCAGCACAGCCCGGACCACGAGUCACGAGGGCAGAGGCGAGUGGACAGCCCGGGCAGCCAGGGAAGAGGGGCUGUGUCAUCCAGCCAAGUCCAGAGUCAGCAUUUAGCCUGGACGCCGCUCCCCUGCCCACCCCUGCUCUCCCACCUGCCUCUCUCCGCCUUCUCUCCCAGCCGGAUCGGGUUUCCCCCUCCCUGAGCUCACCCCUUUCCAUAGCCGCUUUUAUCAGGCUCAGAGCAAGGAAGAAGCCGGGAUUUGGGGGGGUUCAAGAGAUUAGGAAAGAAUUUGCCUCUGGGAAUCUCUUUCCUCCAUCUGCCCGGGAUAAACUGUGCAAUGGAGGUGGAGGCUUUGCAGCUCCACGGGGAACUGCUCCGAGCUAAACGUGUGGAGGCAAAAAAGCUGCCGGUCCCUCCCGGCUGCGGGAACGGGGUGUUGAAAGGUCCUGGGAAGGGUGAGGAGAACUCUCUAUCCCGUGGCUCCAUGGAAGGAUGAAGUGGGAGGGUGUUUGCCAGAGCUCUGCGGGUGCAGACGGUGCCUGCUGAGCCCCUGGGAUCUUUCCUGGAAGGACCAGCUCACCCACGGGAGGCAGGAGCACGGAACAAACCUGGGAGCAGCAUGGGGAACGGGAUUAACUGGGAGAAAAGGGGAUUUUAUUUGGCCUGUUUAUGAUUUUCUGCUUUCAUCGUCUCCCUAUAAAGCAACUGGUAAACUAUAAAGCCAGUUAACAACCCUGACCCUGCUGGAGUGGGAAUACAAGCGGGAAAACUGCCCUGGGAGUGUGCCCAGCGCUCUGGCGGGUGUGGGGGCUGUGUGUGCAGCCCCAUCCCUCCUCCAUCCAUCCAUCCAUUCAUCAUCCAUCCAUCCGUCCAUCCAUCCAUCCGUCCAUCCACCUUCCACAUUGUUCAUCCCACAGUGUGCUCAGCCCUGUCCCUGCCAGCGAGGGGAAAUCCCUGCCCUGGAGAGCAGAAGCUGCUCCUGAGCUCAUGUGCUGAGAGCUCCUAAAGCAGGACCUGGACCCAGCCUCACCAGGUGUCCUGGUUUAUUCCUCCUUUGGAAAAACGUCAAUACUGCAGAUGCCAACGCUCCGGUGAGCAGCGACAGCCACGGGGGACAGCGGUGGAGCCCAUGGAAUAGAGGAGCAGAGCCCCCCGCGCGGUGUCUCCGAGCAGGAGCCGGACAUGCCAGAGCCAGCCCCGCUCGGCGGGGACAGGAAAGCGGCGGAGAAGAAGCGGGUGGAGAAGGUGGGAGCCAAGGGCAGCGCUGCCGGGCCUCCAGUCCCCAGAACCCUCCCCGUGCAGAGCAAGGUGGAGCCGCCCAGCCUGGACCCUGCGGAGGAGCCGCUGCUCUGGGAAGGGCUCACCCUCAACAAGUGCAUCCUGGUGGCCUCCGUGGUCGCCCUGCUCAGCGUCACCUUCCAGGUGCUCCAAGCGCCAUGCUCCAAGGAGGGAAUCGCCCGCGGCCGGCAGGAACCUCCGCCCCCUCCCAUUCCCGAGGUCGUCAGCCCCAAGGUGGAGGAGAUCCCAGAGGUGGUGACGGCCCAGCCUGCGCCGCCGUCGCCGGAGAGCAGCGCGGUGGAGGAUGAUGGUGAUGACGAAGACGGUGACGAUGACAGCGAAGCUGACAGCAACCUGGCAGAACCCUGGAUCUUCAAGAAGUGGUUUGGCCGCACAAUACCAGAGGAUGCGGACAAGGAUGAGGACAAGGAUGAGGAUGAGGACAAGGACGAAGAACCUGCAGAUGUCCCCGAGGUGCCAGUGGCUGUGAUGGAGGGGAAGAAGAGCCAGGAGAAGCAGAAGAAGGUGGAGAAGGAGGAGGAGGAGGAAGAAGAAGAAAAAGAGGAGAAGGAGGAGGAAGAAGAGGAAGAGGAGGAGGAGGAGGAGAAGAAGAAGAAGGAGAAGAAGGAGAAAGCCCGGGAAGGCCGUGCUGUCCGUGCGGAGCGGAGCAGCCGGAGGGACGCACGAGCCAAGGACAGGACACCGUGGGACAAACCCGGCAGAGCCCCCAGGGCCCCCAGGGAACCGGAGCAGCAAGCCCAGAAGAAGCGGGACCGGGAGAGGAAGGAGAGGAAGGAGAGACGGCGGGAGCGGGAUGAGUCCAGGCGGGAGGGGUGGAAGGGCCGUCCCGGCAGGGCUGAGGGCGGCCGGGAGAGCCCGAGGCGGGACUGGAGGCUGCAGAAGGGCAGGAAGCCCUGGGAGCCGGCGCCGGGCAGGGACGGCAGGGCCAGGGAGGGCAAGAGGCGCGACUGAGGCCGGGCCGGGGCGGGGCUCGAUGACGCUGGAUCCAGGGGGAUCCAAUCCCACCACUGCCCCGGCGAGGGACCCCCGCCCCUGCCUGCCCUCCAGAGACACCCCCGGGCACGGGCAGCACCCCAGGACCCCCGAGCAGCAGCAGAGCGGCCCAGGAGCCUGGCACGAACCUCCCCGGGGACUUUGCCCCCCCCGGAUCAGAUGCACAAAGGCGACCUGAAAGGACUCAUGGAAGGAGCUUCUUUGGGCCUCGCUACUUCUCCAUCCCCACCCCAAAUCCCUCUGCACCCCAAAUCCAUCUCCACUCGUGGUUCCGGGGAUCCCAGUGAACAGAGUUGUGUUCAGACUGUGCAGCUCUUGGGUUAAUGGUUUUAUUGAAAGCAAAUCAAGAGAGAAGAAUAUUCUGGGUUACAGAACUAGGCUGCAGCCAUCCUCAGAGGGACAGCAGGGACAGACCCCCGACCUCACCGAGCCCGGUGGGGUGGCACAGAACGUGCUGGUGACAGAGCAGGGCUGGAGCCCUUCACCCGGGGAUCCCUGCGGGCUUCGCCUUUUCCGAGUCACUUUUAGGAAGGAAACACAAGAGCAGUAUCACACAGCCAGAGACGUUCACAGCCCCGACUCAUGGCAGGUUUCAGUAUUUGCUAAAUCAACAGUGGUUAAAAUAAACUAUUUUCGUUUUUAA
Molecule: messenger RNA, 4528 nt
Organism: Corvus hawaiiensis (hawaiian crow)
Lineage: Eukaryota; Metazoa; Chordata; Aves; Passeriformes; Corvidae
Product: cilia- and flagella-associated protein 251-like
Exons: 7
Coding region: 2776-3843 (355 amino acids)
Source: RefSeq, a predicted model, not a curated record